Messenger RNA from Eruca vesicaria subsp. sativa (arugula), 1166 nucleotides. NCBI's taxonomy places the organism in Eukaryota, Viridiplantae, Streptophyta, Magnoliopsida, Brassicales, Brassicaceae. The record is from the annotation of a GenBank genome assembly.
GUAUAAAACUUUAUUUCUCACUAAAUAAUUUUUUGAAUAAAAUUAGCUUUGAACCAUUAGUUUCAGGUCAGGGCAUAUUAAGUAUGCAUCACAAGUGGGUGUCUUUAAAACGAUAUCAGAUUCUGAUUUGAUAGAAUCUUCAAUGGUUCACAAAUCACCUCUUGGGAGAUUUUUAAUAAAGAAAGGACUAAAAAUAUUCGAAUAUAUUUAAUAAUAUGUGAUGUGCUUCAGAAAUUGGGAUAAUUUAAUCUGGGCCGUCUAACUUGGUGGGAUCACAAAACCAAAAAAAAAAAAAACCCCUAGUAUUAAUUUUCCUCUGCCUUCUCUCUAAAAAAAGACUUUGCCGAGAAUAUAGUGCUGCCGGCCGACGGAGUGGGCUUCCACAGCCACCGUCGGUCCGGUUUAUGGGUUAUCUUUUUGGUUAUAGUUUGUAUAUAUGGGAGGGAGUGGGAAUUGUGUCCCCUUCUUGUUUGAUGUUAUAUGAUCGAUGUUUUGGUUCCGGGAGGUGGAGACUAAUACAGCUCCUCCGUCGCCGGCUAUUGACUCCGGAGGGUAGAAGCUCUCUAUGCUUUGCCUUGCCGGCUUUUGACUACCGCUCUAUUGUUUCCUUUACUUGGAAGGCGAUAGUGAUGGGUUCCUUGCAAAUUGGGAUGUCCCGAUUGUGGAAGUUUUCUGGGUUUCGGUGGCUGCAUGUAACGGAUGAGAUCUCGUCGAUGGACGAUUGGAGAUCUCCGUUGAUGGUGGUGUAGAUCGGUGUGAAGUUUCCUCUUGUGUGUUCGUGGCGUAAGGCGUUGGAUGAGAUCUCGAUAGUCGAUUGAAGCUCUUCGAUGCUUGGAACAUAGAAGAAGAAGGACAAGAUAUGAAGAUGGUGGUUUCGACCUGUUCCCGGCAGGUAUUCCGGUGGUCUGAGAUGGAAUCGAUGAAGCUUUCCGGCGAAAAGCAUUGGGCGGUGGAGACAUGGCCAACGUGUGUCUUUACUUCCCUAUCUGGUGUACACGUGUUGUAUACGUGUAGUUCGGUUUGGAGUUUGCGUUUGGGCUUUGUUGGGCCUCGGUGGUUUGUUUGUAUGUGUGUCCAUUUGGACUUUUGGGCUACGUUAUAGUUUGGGUCUGAUAUGGCCAUAUGUGUACUUUUAUUUUGUUUAAUAUAUAUAAAUAUCUGAUGGC